AUGACCAUAACUUAUCAAGUGGGUGAUGGUGGAAAUAUGGAUAUCGAUUUCUUGGUAAUGGAUCCAGCCGACAAUGAAAUGGAGUCAUCAACUAAACAAUCAACUGGAACUUUUAGUUUUACAGCUAAGCUUGAUGGACGUUACACUUAUUGUUUUAGUAAUUUGAUGUCAACUGUCACUGAGAAAGUUGUCAGUUUCAAUAUACAUGGAGUUCUUUAUAUGCCUGAUGAUGAUGGAUCAAUUCAUACCGAUCCGUUAGAAAAAGAAAUUCGUGAAUUAGCUGAUGGUUUGGAGGCCAUUAAAGACGAACAAGAAUAUAUUGUUAUGCGAGAAAGAACACAUCGAGACAGUAAGUUAUUAUAG
Molecule: messenger RNA, 363 nt
Organism: Entrophospora candida
Lineage: Eukaryota; Fungi; Glomeromycota; Glomeromycetes; Entrophosporales; Entrophosporaceae
Source: the annotation of a GenBank genome assembly